Messenger RNA from Phalaenopsis equestris, 580 nucleotides. RefSeq lists its product as uncharacterized. The record is from RefSeq and is a predicted model, not a curated record. Bases 77 to 463 code for a protein of 128 amino acids. NCBI's taxonomy places the organism in Eukaryota, Viridiplantae, Streptophyta, Magnoliopsida, Asparagales, Orchidaceae. The transcript is spliced from 2 exons.
UAGCUUUUUGUUGUUGCACAGGGCAAAACAGGAAAUGCUCCAACAAGUGAGGAACUAUUACUAGCUUUACAAAAUCAUGACCUAUACUUGUAUUUUGGUCAUGGAAGUGAUUUCGUUGGAAAACUCAGUAGCUGUGCUGCUGCUUUGCUCACAGGUUGUAGCAAUGGAUCUCUUAGACAGAGAGGUUGCUAUGUUCCUCAAGGUGCUUCCCUUCACUACUUAUUUGCAGGCUCACUUGCCAUUAUUGCAAAUUUAUGGGAGGUAUCUGAUAAAGAUAUCGACCAUUUCGCGAAGGCUAUACUCAACUCAUGAACUUAGGACUCCAUCCUUCAUAACUGCAACAAAUGUAUUGGUUUGGCAGAAACUUCAAAUGCUGGAAAAUCAAAGUUCCUAUACGGAAGAAAAGUUUCGAAAUCUGCAGAGAUUGUUGAGGAGAAUUGCAAGUUUUGUGAAGCCAAAUUGAGAGUUGCUUCAUUUAUUAUUGAGGUGAGGGGAGCUUGUAAACUUCCUACUAUGAUAGGGGCAUCAGUUGUUUGCUAUGGUGUGCCUACAAUUUUAAAUAGGAAACAAUGAAUUUAUA